GAUGGCGAUGUCCCCUGCGGAGCGGCUGCUGGUGCUGGCGGCGGUUUGGGUGGCGCUAGCGGCGCGUGCGGCGUGGGCGGUGCCGCGCCCCGGGGGCGACGACGCCUCCGCCUCCGACCCGGCGCCGGGCGUCGUGGGCGCCAAGAAGUUCGCGACGGCCGUCGACUGCAACGGGGCCGUCGCCUUCUCCAGCAAGGGCGCGGCCCGGGCGGCUGGCGCCGGCGCCGCCGGCCAGCUGCACUUCGCCGCCGACCUCACCGACAAGAGCGUGGGCUGGAGCCGCGACGCCGGCGAGUUCACCACGUUCUGCCCCGGGCUGUACCAGUUUGCCUUUUCCAGCGGCGGCGCCGCCAACGCGAGGCUGGCGCUGAAGAAGAAGGCUUCGGGCGGCGCGGCGUGGGAGGCCGUGGUGUCAACGGGCGCCGGCGGGGCCAACGUGGUGCUCCUCAACAUGGACGUCGGGGACUCAACCGCCGUCUUCUUGGAGGACGGCACCCUGGACGACGCCGCCGCCACGUCUGCCACUUUUAGCGGCUUCCGCGUCGCCAAGAAGACGCCGUAGUCUUCCUCGCCGCCCCCCCCCCUUCACGCCAGCCUGCGCCGCCCCGCCCCGCCUCCGGGCGCCGAUUCUUUCCCCAACCCUUUCGUCUCGAACUCCACCGCGUCUCCCCACUAUGUGCUAUUCUUUUACUACCGUUUAUUAAAUUUUUUACAUUUUCUAUCACUCGAUUAUGCCAUAUUAGUACAUAUAUUUUCAAUAAAAAAAAUUAAAGAAAUAUUUUACUACAAAGCACCUAUUGUCUUACAUACCACUAUUUGAGUAUCACACGCGGUCCGCGUUUCGUCGAAUUUAACUGUGAUAAUAAUCUUGAUGUUUACCUUCCUUUUACUAUCGACGUUUCUUGCCAAAAUUGCGUGGACUCCCAUUGCUUCUAGUCGGGCAGUGUAGGCGACGGUCGCCCCUCAGCCAUCUGGCGAGCGAAGUAACCCAGCGAGCAUGCGUUCCCGCUUGACGUGUCUGGAAUGCCAGCGACGGUAUCUUCACCAACGAUAUUCUUUGAAGUUUCUAAUGCGUAACCAAUCAAGUUCAAAAUAUAAUCAGAUUAUUGGCUAUGGAGCCCCAACAAUUAUAUUACUGCACACGAGUCCUCUCUUGAGAUUUGCCACUAAUGAAUGAUAAAAGCAACAAAUCAAUGUAUUCUUACCAACGUAUUGGAUGACAUUGUUCUUCCGAAGUUCAAAGCAUUUCGUGUAUAUAGUUGGCGUAUAAACUUCUCGAGAAAUACAGUUAGUAGCUCACUUGCCGCCAUUGGCCUCAAGUGCGCCUAAGCGCAGAGCACACUCCUCGCCUCGGCCGCUGACAUUCCAAACGCGUCGCCCUCCAGCCACCCGCUUCAAGGUUCUUAGGCCUCUCUUGAUGUUCUUCAACUUCCGAAUGCUAUCGACUUCUCCUAAGCCUGUUGUGAUGUCUACACGUGACACCUGGAGAAUGUGUGUGCGCUGUGGUGACUUUGAUGUACUAUAUCGAGAAGAUAUGGUUUUUUUACGAUCUGGAAAAGACCUAUGUAAAUGUACUCGUAGUUCUCUCAUUUAGAUAUUUCUAUUCUUUUAAACUUGAUCCUUCUGUGUUUACUAUUUUCUUUGAAAGUACAAAAGAUUCUUUUGACUUGAAAAGUAAUUGUAUAUUAUGAAUUUCUAAUAGUUUUGAAACUCUUGAAAUUGCUAUAAUAAAGUUAUCUGAAUGACUUCUAGAAACAAACUAACAGAGCUUUUCUCGUAGUUUUGUUGGCCUUCCCCU
Molecule: messenger RNA, 1798 nt
Organism: Gryllus bimaculatus (two-spotted cricket)
Lineage: Eukaryota; Metazoa; Arthropoda; Insecta; Orthoptera; Gryllidae
Source: the annotation of a GenBank genome assembly